Molecule: messenger RNA, 2480 nt
Organism: Aedes aegypti (yellow fever mosquito)
Lineage: Eukaryota; Metazoa; Arthropoda; Insecta; Diptera; Culicidae
Product: glycerol-3-phosphate acyltransferase 3
Biological process (GO): triglyceride biosynthetic process
Cellular component (GO): endoplasmic reticulum
Molecular function (GO): glycerol-3-phosphate O-acyltransferase activity
Source: RefSeq, a predicted model, not a curated record
CUCCUGAGCCAAGCUGAGAGCCGAGCAACAGCAACGCAAAAACCUGUCAAUUUGUUGACUGCGCUUGUAGCUGAAGGACCGCAUUUUCGGUUGCAUGGUCAUCGGGAAGACUUUAUUGGCUAUUUACAUGUCGAGAAUUCAUAAACGCGGGUCGUUUUCGGCGUAGAGUGACGGAACAAAAUUUGGCGGAUUUACGGGAAGUGCUUGAAUCGCGAACCGCGCUAGUGAUGGUGAUAAAGUGAUUGGCUGUUGGAAGAAAAAUAGGAUUUUCGGGUUUGGAUCCAGUGACAAGUUUUAUUUUAGUGUCCGGAAAGGUGAAAAUAACAAUCCACAAUGGUCCUGCUGGCGUCAAUCAGUGCGUUCCUGUCGAUGAUUACAUUGGCCCCGUUACUGUCGUUGAUGUUUUUCAUCAUCUUCCUGGCUUCGAUGGGCAAAUCUUUGGGCGUCCGGCGGAUGUACGUGCAGCUGCUGGUGAAAAUCUUCGAGUACGGUCGACAAAAUAUAGAACACGUUCGUAAGAGACAGUAUGCCAACCUCAACACAUCGGAGUGCGAGGAAGCUCCACCUGCAACAAAAUCAACCGAACAAUCAACUGAAAAACCGACCAGCCAAACAAAAGACAACUGUGUCGACAAGGUGGUCCCAAAACUCAACUCGAGCACAGCGACCAACGGAGAUGCCAGCAAACCCUUGAAGAACGGAGACAUUGCCAACGGUGGCAACUCGGUGAUCAGUCGCGUCGAGUCGCUUAUCCUGCUGCCGGAUAUGGAUGGCGCCCGAAGCAAAAGCCGAGAGUCCAACUAUGAUGACGAUAACGAUUCAUUGGAAUUCAAUCUGACCAACUGUUUGGACUACGUCAAAUCCGGCAUGGAAGCGAUCAUCGAAGACGAGGUGACCAGUCGAUUCGAAGCUGAGGAACUGAAAAACUGGAACCUUCUGACCAGAACGAACCGGCACUACGAGUUCAUAUCGUGGCGGCUGACGGUCAUUUGGGUGAUAGGUUUCUUCAUUCGGUACGUCAUCCUCAUGCCGUGCAGGGUAUUUAUCUGUUUCGUCGGGGUCGUGUACUGCGUGAUUGGAUUUGCUUUCGUCGGCAUUGUGCCCAACCGUUCACUGCGCGUGAAGGCAAACGACUAUGUGUUCAAGCACACCUUCCGCAUAAUCUGCCGUUCGCUGUCCGCAGUGAUUCGUUUCCACAAUCUAGAGUACAAACCGAAGAAUUGCGGCUUCUGUGUCGCCAACCAUACGACACCGAUUGACAUUGCAAUUCUUUCGACCGACCACUCGUACUCUUUGGUCAUGUGGUUGACAUUAUGCACGGCACUGGUUGGUUGCCUGCCGGAAGGACACACCAAGCGAUGGAUGGUGAAGAAGGUAUUGAUUCAAUGUUUCGGCGUACUCUCGAGUGCAUUGUCAUCCGUUGUCAAUUAUCAUAACAUUGAAAAUCGCCCAUUGAAUGGCAUCUGCGUGGCGAAUCACACCAGUCCUAUUGAUGUACUUAUGUUGAUGUGUGAUAACUGUUAUUCGUUGGUGAAUCGGACAAAGCACGGUGGAUUCCUGGGAGUUCUUCAGAGAGCCCUUGCGAGGGCCUCUCCACACAUUUGGUUUGAGCGGGCUGAAGCCAAAGACAGAAUGGCAGUGGCAAAGAGGCUAAAAGAACACGUAUCCGCGACCAACCCACCUAUUCUUAUCUUCCCCGAGGGUACCUGUAUCAAUAACACAUCUGUGAUGCAGUUCAAAAAAGGAAGCUUCGAAGUAGGCGGUGUCAUAUACCCGGUGGCCAUCAAAUACGACGCCCGCUUCGGUGAUGCAUUUUGGAACAGCUCUCGAUACUCGAUGAUGCAGUAUUUAUACAUGAUGAACUCGUGGGCGAUUGUUUGCGACGUUUGGUAUCUGCCCCCGAUGACGAGAGGCGAUGAGUCAGCCAUCGACUUUGCCAACCGAGUGAAAAGCGUCAUUGCCAAGCAGGGUGGUUUAGUGGACCUGGUGUGGGAUGGUCAGCUGAAACGAAUGAAACCAAAGAAAGAGUGGAAGGAGAAGCAACAGGAGGAGUUCACCAAACGGCUAAAAGGCUAAUGAUGUCCGGCCGCGGUGGACACGAAAUGUGCGAUGACAUUGUAGGAGAAUGACCGAGUUGGCUUGUAGUGUAUCUAACUCCCUGUGGUACUAGUGUGAAAUUGUUUGGAAGAUGGAUGCGCUAAUGGAUGAUAUGUAUGUGGCAGCAGAACGUUGAUGAACCGAACAUAGAACAAUUUGAUGACGCUCUAGUCUGCGAGAAAAAAGACAAAUUACAAUAUAACUAUAAUAUAACAGCCAAAAUUUAGGGUGGAGCCUACUACAGAUAGAUAUAAAUGUUAAUUUACAUUUAAAAGUGAGAAAAAUGAUAUUUAUUGCAUCCACGGUAGAUUCAAUUGUACAGUAAAAAAAAUGAUUUCAGCGAGAAUACAACCUUCAUUGUGAACCUUAGCCAACAUCCCAGU